UCCUUCCCUCGGCGGAGAGGCUCCGUGUGGGGUUCGGGCAGUGCGCCCGGGGUACUGCGCAGAGCACGGCCUGCGCGGUGCCAGCCUAGUAAGUCGAGUCGCCGGCGGGGAGGACGCGGCGCGGGCCGCGGCGGAGUUGGAAGCCGGGAUUGGGCCAAGGCGCCGCCGGGGCCUGAGGGGGCCCGGCGAGCGGCCGAGCGAGGAGCGGCUUCCGCGGGCGGGGGCGCGCGCCGGGCCGUGUCUCCCGGGAGAUGCUGUGACGGACCGCACGGAAGCAGCGGCGCCGCGGCAGUCGGCGGCCUGGGCCGCGGGGCUCAGUGGAAGUAUGCAAGACUUAACAGCUCAAGUGACUAGUGAUCUCCUGCAGUUCCCGGAAGUGACUGUUGAAGCUCUUGGAGAAGAUGAGAUAACAUUAGAGUCUGUGCUUCGUGGAAAGUUUGCUGCAGGAAAAAACGGACUAGCAUGCUUAGCUUGUGGUCCACAACUAGAAGUUGUAAACUCUCUAACAGGGGAGCGGUUGUCUGCAUACAGAUUUAGUGGAGUAAAUGAACAGCGUCCUGUAGUCCUUGCAGUAAAAGAGUUCUCUUGGCAUAAGAGAACUGGAUUGUUAAUAGGGUUGGAAGAAGCCGACGGCAGCAUUCUUUGUCUUUAUGACCUGGGCAUAUCAAGAGUGGUCAAAGCAGUUGUUCUUCCUGGAAGGGUAACAGCUAUCGAGCCUAUAAUUAAUCACGGAGGAGCCAGCGCAAGCACUCAGCAUUUACAUCCAAGUCUUCGAUGGCUUUUUGGUGUGGCAGCUGUAGUAACUGAUGUUGGACAGAUCCUUCUGAUUGACCUAUGUUUAGAUGACUUGUCAUGUAGUCAAAAUGAAGUAGAGGCAUCAGACCUUGAAGUUAUCACUGGUAUUCCAGCUGAAGUACCACACAUCAGAGAGAGUGUGAUGAGAGAAGGGCGCCACCUGUGUUUCCAGUUAGUAAGCCCAUCAGGAAUAGCCAUUUCUACUCUCAGCUAUAUUAGCAGGACAAAUCAGCUUGCUGUAGGUUUUUCUGAUGGCUACUUAGCACUCUGGAACAUGAAAAGCAUGAAAAGAGAGUAUUAUACACAGUUAGAAGGUGGAAGGGUUCCUGUCUAUGCAGUUGUCUUUCAAGAACCUGAGAAUGAUCCUCGUAACUGCUGUUACUUAUGGGCUGUUCAGUCCACACAAGAUAGUGAAGGGGAUGUUUUGAGUUUGCAUCUGCUUCAGCUCGCUUUUGGUGAUAGAAAAUGCUUGGCAUCAGGGCAAAUCUUAUAUGAGGGAUUAGAAUACUGCGAAGAAAGAUACACGCUGGAUCUAGCAGGUGGCAUGUUCCCCUUAAGGGGACAGACUAGUAAUACCAAAUUGUUGGGAUGCCAGAGUAUAGAGAGAUUUCCGUCUCAUGGUGACAGGGAAGAAAGUAUGAGAGAAGCUCUCUCCCCUGAUACUAGUGUCUCUGUCUUUACCUGGCAAGUGAAUAUAUAUGGACAGGGAAAGCCUUCUGUAUAUUUAGGACUUUUUGACAUAAAUCGUUGGUAUCAUGCACAGAUGCCAGAUUCACUGAGAUCAGGAGAAUCUCUGCAUAAUUGCUCUUAUUUUGCAUUGUGGUCAUUGGAUUCAGUUGUGAGUAGGACUUCUCCACAUCACAUCUUGGACAUAUUAGUACAUGAGAGAAGUUUAAGCCGAGGGGUUCCUCCUUCAUACCCACCUCCUGAGCAGUUUUUUAACCCAAGUACUUUUAAUUUUGAUGCCACUUGUUUGUUAAACUCUGGAGUUAUCCAUGUAACUUGUACUGGAUUUCAGAAGGAGACUUUGACAUUUUUAAAGAAAUCAGGACCAUCUCUUAAAGAAGUCAUUCCUGAUAGUUAUAACCGAUGUCUUGUUGCUGGCCUCCUCUCACCAAGACUUAUUGAUGUUCAGCCUUCCAGUUUAAGUCAGGAAGAACAAUUAGAAGCUAUAUUGUCAGCAGCAAUUCAGACAAGUUCCUUGGGACUGUUGACUGGUUACAUCAGAACGUGGAUAAUAGAAGAACAACCCAAUUCUGCUGCUAAUCUACGAUUUGUUCUUGAGUGGACAUGGAAUAAGGUGGUUCUCACAAAAGAAGAAUUUGACAGGCUUUGUGCACCAUUAUUUGAUGGUUCCUGUCGUUUCAUCGACCCACAAACCAUCCAGUCUAUCCAGCAGUGCCAUUUGCUUCUCAGCAACCUUAAUACAGUCUUAAGCUGUUUUGCAAUGGAGGCCCAGGGAAUCACCGAGAGAGGACUGGUGGACUUGAGCAAUAAGCACAUGGUCACCCAGCUCAUCUGCCAGUACGCACAGAUGGUCCUGUGGUUCUCGCACUCCGGGCUUCUACCUGAAGGCCUAGAUGAUGCUCUGCAGCUAUCAAGACUGCGUUACAACUACCCUGUAAUUGAGAACUACUACACCAGUCGUCGGCAGAAGUGUGGGCGCUCACCCAGAGGGAAGUGGAACCAUGACUGCUUGAUGAUUGAUGGACUAGUUUCUCAGCUAGGAGAUCAAGUUGAGAAGUUGUGGAAACGCGAUGAAGGAGGCACAGGAAAAUACCCUCCUGCUAGCAUCCAUGCACUACUUGACAUAUAUUUAUUAGACAAUAUUACUGAAACAAGCAAACAUGCUAUUACCAUUUAUUUGUUACUUGAUAUUAUGUAUUCCUUUCCAAACAAAACGGAUACUCCCAUCGAAUCUUUUCCUACUGCCUUUGCUAUUUCUUGGGGCCAAGUUAAGCUAGUUCAAGGAUUUUGGCUGCUAGAUCAUAAUGACUAUGAGAAUGGUUUAGAUCUUCUAUUUCACCCAGUUACUGCAAAACCUGCAUCGUGGCAGCAUUCAAAAAUAAUGGAAGCCUUUAUGAGUCAGGGAGAGUACAAACAGGCUCUCCGGUAUCUUCAGACAAUGAAGCCAACAGUGUCCAGCAGCACUGAUGUUAUCCUUCACCUCACUGUUCUGCUUUUUAAUAGAUGCAUGGUUGAGGCCUGGAACUUACUUCGACAGAACUCAAACAGAGUGAAUAUAGAAGAAUUAUUAAAGCACGCUUAUGAAGUUUGUCAAGAGAUAGGUUUAAUGGAGGAUUUACUGAAGCUGCCAUUUACAGACACUGAACAGGAAUGUUUAGUGAAAUUUUUACAGUCCAGUACCAGUGUUCAGAAUCACGAAUUCCUUCUAGUUCACCAUUUACAGCGUGCCAAUUAUAUUUCUGCCUUGAAACUAAACCAGACUCUGAAGAAUAAUCUCACGAGUGAUCGGGACCCUCGUUUGCGGGAGAGAUCAGUGACUCGGAAUUCUAUAUUAGACCAGUAUGGGAAAAUCCUACCUAGAGUCCAGAGAAAAUUAGCCGUUGAGCGAGCUAAGCCUUACCAUCUGUCAACAUCUUCAGUUUUUCAAGUUUCUAGACCCAAACCAUUAUCGGCAUUUCCAAAGAAAGCUGUAACUGGAACAGUGUUAACAAGAUCUACAUUCAUCAGCAAUGUGUUGUCUAAAAUUGGAGAGGUGUGGGCAAGUCAUGAACCUAAAAAUGGCGUCUCACUUUACAACAGUCCUAAAAUAGAACAACCAUCUCCUGUAGUACAUCCUUUCCCACACCCAGAGCUUCCUGAGGCAUUUGUUGGAACACCAAUUUCAAAAACAUCCCAGAGACUUUCUAGAUUAUUGGAUUUGGUUGUUCAUCCUAUCCCACAACCUUCUCAAUGUUUGGAGUUUAUUCAGCAAAGUCCAACAAGAUCUCCUUUGUGUCUGCUGUCCAGUUCAUUGCCAUUAAGCUCACAGUUAAAAAGGCCACAUCAGAGCACUUCCAGGCCUGCAGAGUUACUUUUACUUGAGACUCCUCUUGUAGUUAAGAAAGCCAAGUCUUUGGCUCUGUCAGCUACUUCUUCUGGAUUUGCCGAGUUUACUCCUCCAUCCAUCCUUAGGUCUGGUCUUCGAACAACACCUUUAGCAUCUCCCUCUCUGUCGCCUGGAAGAUCUCUCACUCCGCCUUUUAGACUUAAAGAAACUAAGAUUUCUUUUAUGGAAGAAGGCAUGAACACACACUGGACUGAUAGAGCUGAAGAUGACCAUAACACAAAAGCAUUUGUUAGUGCAUCUUUCUAUAAAUGUGCACCUUCAGCAGAAGCUGAAUGGACGGCGACCAGUGAUAAAAAUACGUACUUUCCUCUGGAUGUCCCUGCAAAGAGCCAUCAGAAAGUAGUUGCAGAAUCACUGGAUACCCACUCACGAAGUCUGGAGAAACUAGAUGUGAGCAAAGAAGACAGUACGACUUCAGCCAGAUCAGACCAGACCUCCUUAGAGUAUCACGAUGCUCCCUCACCAGAAGACUUUGAAGAUGGCGUUUUUGUGUCCCCUCAGCCAGCAAGUGCUUCCACCGAACUAACUGCUAAUUCAGCUCUACAAACUGAAAAGGAGAAUGAUAAACAUCUGUUUAAGUCAGAAGGUACUCCUUCAGUUGUAGAGAAACAAAUGGGCACAGUAGAAGUUGCAUUGGAAGGAUUUUCAGAAUUCAGUCACUUAAGCCCUCAUCAAAGAAUUGAAGCUUCUCUUUGUGUGUCGUCAGUCUGUGAAGGGAAAAGUCCCACCUCACAACCCAAGGCAUCAGUUCUGGAUGAAAUAGUGUCGACUGGAAGCCGAGCCUCCACACUUACAGCAGACCACAAUGAAUCUGUGGCCAACACGGUUGAAGAUGGUGAAAGGUCUGGGCCCACCACCUCUCAGUGCCCUGUUACCUCUGAAUGGAGCCUUGACCAGAAACUAACAUUAACCUUAAAAGAAGAUCAUGAGCUAGGAGCUGGUGCACUAACAGAGAGUGUUGGCUUCCCAGAAGACAAGCCUCAGAUUUCUGCCAGGCCUCCUGAGGCUCAAGAAGUUCAUUUAAUUGAACCUGAAAGACUUGAAGUUCAAAAUUCAGAAGAGGAGGCGAAGAAUCUUUCAUUUAAUGAGUUGUACUCCUCGGGAGCACAUAGACUUCAGUAUAAUGUUGACACCAUUGAGCAGCAGUUUUGUGACUUGCCUGACGAUAAGGACCCUGCUGAGUGUGACAUUGCUGAAGUAGAUGGGGAACUCUUUGUAACUCAGAGCAACUUUACCUUGAUAUUGGAAGGUGAAGAAGGAGAAGUUGAGGCAAGUGAUUCUGCAGCCCCUAGUGUGUUACCGAGAGCAGCUAACAUAGCAGCCAAGGAAAAAUCUGUGUCUGGAAUGGAAUCCAAUAAUCAAGAACAUGUCACAGAUUUGCCAUCUGCUGUAACUGGUAACAAAGAACCCCACAAGGUAGAGACCUUACCGUAUGUGCCUGAACCAAUUAAAGUGGCAAUUGCAGAAAAUUUGUUGGGUGUAAUUAAAGACACACGAAGUAAAGAAGCAACCUCAGCAGAUCAGGUUGUUCAUGAAAACAAAGCAUUAGUAAGCCCAAAGGUUACACAUUCUUCAAGGUUAACAAAAUCUACACAGAAGACCGUUCGGAAAACAAGUGCAGAGACUGUAAAUACCAGCCAGGGUGGUGACACGGUUUCUACUAGAACUCGCACAAGAAGGCAGCAUGCCCUAAACCUGAACGUCACAACAGAACAGGAGUCCUCGGCAAUUGCUACUCCUAAGAAGAAAACUAGAAAAAUAAAAGAACUUCCUGGGUCUUCUGAAAGUACCUGUUCUGAAAUAAAAGAAACACUUGAGAACCAGCAGGCACUUCAGAGUCCUCCCCCUCCUAGGAGAGGAAGGAAGCAAAAGGAAGAAGUUAGCCAGGCAAGCACUGAUGCUGUGGAGCAGGAGCCUCGGAAGACGCCUGAAAGACUGAGGCUGCAGCCACCAGAGCCAGCCACUGAACAGAAGUCAUCUGUUAGAAAAGGGGCUCCCAGAAGACUAAAGAAAUCUGUAGAAAAUGGGCAAAGUGCAGAAAUUGUAAAUGAUCUAAAAGUUAGUAAAGCAGCAAGUCAUGGUGGGACUGUCAAAAAGCUGAGGAAUAAUAAUUUAGAAAAUUCUCAAAAUAUGGAAUAUAAAGAAGAUGAGAAACCCAGUGACCAGCAAUUGCCUCUAAAACGAAAAAGGAUGAGGGAGAGUGAGGUUAGUGUGUUGAGUAUUACAGAGGAGCCUAAGCUUGACCCAUCUCAGUUGCCUCUUCAAACAGGAUUUGAUGUGCCCGCCACACCUAGGAAACGUGGCAGACCGAGGAAAGUAGUUCCAUUAGAAGCUGUUGGUUCCACAGCCACUGAGGAGCAGACAGCUUCCCAGAAGAAAGAAGUUCCCAGUGUCCGAAGAUCUACACGGAACACCCCAGCUAAAAAUGUGAGUGUUUUACAAAAGUCCAUUUUAGUGCCAAAUGAGGAAGCUGCUGUUAUGAUGACUUCUAAGAAAAAACUUACAAAGAAGUCUGCAGAUGAAAGCCUGAAAGGUCCAUUACCAGCAGAAUCAGACUGUGCAGAUGCAACAACCUACAAAGAGCCUGCUGACCGAGAAGGAAGAUUGCUUGCCAUGGCUGCUUUGACCAAAUCUUCCCGGAGCACAAGGACUAGGUCUAGAAAGACCAUGUUGUUGACAGACUUUUCAGAGCCCAAAACUGAGCCUUUGUUUUCUCCUCCUUCAGUGAAGGUCCCAAAGAAAACAAAAGCUGAGAAAAUGGAGGCCACUGCCCAGCUGAAAGACUUGGUAUCAGAUUUAUCAUCUCAGUUUGUUGUUUCCCCUCCUGCAUUGAGAACCAGGCAGAAAAGUGCGUCCAGCACUUCCAAGAUUCUACAUGAGCUGGAGAGUGACCCUAAACCAUUAGAAAUCAUGGAACAAAAACCAAAAAGAAGUAGACCUGUGAAGACAAAAGCAAGCAGAAAAACAGGAAAAGGAAGUUCUUGGUCACCUCCCCCUGUAGAAAUUAAGCUGAUUUCGCCCUUGGCAAGCCCAGUUGAUGAAAUAAAGAUCAGCAAGCCAAGAAAGACUACAGAAGCAGCAGGAAAAACUCUUGGAAGGGGCAAAAAGAAGCUGUCUUCCUUUCCAAAGCAAAUUUUACGCAGGAAAAUGCUAUAAUUUUUAACCCAAGAUUUUAACAUGCACCUAUUUGUAAAGUCAUCAGUAUUUGUGUGGAUUAUUAAAAGUCAUCCAAUUUGGAAGGAAAUAAUUUAUAUAAAUUGUACAAUUUUGUAAACAAGUAAAUAAGUAAAUAACUCCAUAUGGAGUGCGGUUCUUCUAGUCCAGGCGUUUUAUAAUACUUCAUACGUUUAUAUAAUGUGUAAAUAUGGCUUAGCAUUGGGAUGUUAAAUAAACUACUGUAAAGUACA
Psammomys obesus (fat sand rat) is the source of this 7275-nucleotide messenger RNA. It is a transcript of the gene Ahctf1, whose product is annotated as AT-hook containing transcription factor 1. Lineage: Eukaryota; Metazoa; Chordata; Mammalia; Rodentia; Muridae. Bases 326 to 7024 code for a protein of 2232 amino acids. The transcript has 36 exons. The record is from RefSeq and is a predicted model, not a curated record.